Toxoplasma gondii ME49 is the source of this 1890-nucleotide messenger RNA. RefSeq names its product SPFH domain / Band 7 family protein. The record is from RefSeq and is a predicted model, not a curated record. The coding region runs from base 685 to 1557 and encodes 290 amino acids. Gene Ontology annotation, biological process: mitochondrion organization. Gene Ontology annotation, cellular component: membrane; mitochondrion. NCBI's taxonomy places the organism in Eukaryota, Apicomplexa, Conoidasida, Eucoccidiorida, Sarcocystidae. The transcript is spliced from 6 exons.
ACAGUUGUGUGGGAAGCGACCUUCUUCUCGUCCUCUUUUCUCUCUGUGAAACGCCUCGUUUUCUCUCUUCUUCCCUGCCUCUCCGCGACUGUAUCUCAGCCCCCGCUCCGACGGCCUCUUUGCGUCUCCCGCCAGGCUUGCGGCGGCCUUGACCGAGCAAAGCACUACGCGAAAAGGCGCUUCGCCUCUCCCUGUCUUCUCUUUCUUCUUUUCUCUGCAAAAGCUCCCCGUUUUCCCCCGAAAAGUCUCCUCCUUGGCGCUGUCCUCUUUCCUGAGGAGGCAGAAGCCAGUCUGCCAACCCGACGCCUUCUUCCACGCCAGUCUUCCGCGUCUUGCUCUCGAGGGCCAGCAUCCCUCUUUCUCUCUGGACGCAAGCUCUCUUUUCGAACGUUUCCCGCCCUGGACGCCUUUACGCUUCCGGAGACAGACUUCUUCUCUCUCUGCGACUGCGUUCGCCGAUCCUUCUUUCCUCCCCUCCAAACUCUCUUUCUCCUUCGACGGCCGGAGAAGCAGAGACUCCAGCCUCCACCGCUGUUGGUACGUCUCUCCUCCUCCGCCUCCGCCUCCUCCGCGUCCUCAGGCUCGGCUGCUUCUCGGCCUCUCCCCUCCGUCUGGUCCCGUCCACGACGUAGCUGUCGCUUCUCCGGCCGAGUCGCCGCUGCGCAGAACGCGCGAGAAACCGCAAUGAACGUCGACCCCAACGUCCUCAAAAGGCUCGGCGGCCUCGGCGCCGCUGCCCUCGCCACGGCGGCCGGUGGCAUUGGCCUCUUCAACUAUUCUCUGUACAACGUCGAGCCUGGACACCGCGCAAUUAUUUACAACCGCUUUUACGGAGUCCUCGACCGCGUCUACUCGGAGGGAACUCACUUCUGCAUACCUCUCGUCGAGCGGCCUGUCAUCUACGACGUACGAUCCAAGCCGCGCACCCUCGUCUCUCUCUCCGGAUCCCGUGAUCUUCAAAUGGUGAACAUCACAUGCCGCGUAUUGUCGCGGCCGGAUGUGCCAAAGCUGCCGACGACCUACCGUCUGCUGGGCAAGGAGUACGACGAGAAAGUUCUGCCCUCGAUCAUCAACGAAGUCUUGAAGAGCGUUGUCGCGCAGUUCAAUGCCUCGCAGCUCAUCACGCAGCGAGAAGUCGUUAGCAGAGCCGUCCGAGACCAGCUCGUGGACCGCGCGAAAGACUUCAACAUCCUCCUCGACGACGUCUCGCUCACGCACCUCAGCUUCGGCCCAGAGUACGAGAAGGCUGUGGAGGCGAAGCAGGUCGCGCAGCAGCAAGCCGAGCGAGGCAAGUACAUCGUUUUGAGGGCGCUUGAGGAGAAGAAGAGCACGAUCAUCAAGGCUCAGGGAGAAGCCGAGGCUGCGAAGCUGAUCGGAAAUGCCAUCAAGAACAAUCCGGCCUUUCUCGAACUCCGGCGUAUAGACACCGCGAAGGAGGUCGCCAACACCAUCAGCAAGUCCUCCAACCGUGUGAUGCUCAACUCGGACAGUCUCCUUCUGAACCUAAUGGGGAAAGAUUUCAAGACCGGCGUCUCGGAGCUCACUGGCGGGAAGUGAGGAGAGAGUGAAGUUCACAUUCAAAUCAACGAAUGAACGUCUGAAGCAGUUUCGCGCAUGCGCGGCGGCUUUGCUGGCGUCCACGCUGAACUUCGAAUCCCAGCAGAUCUGCCGUCAAAAUUGCACUUCUCCUGUAUGUCACUUCUCGCCGCCUGCCUCAGCGGCCUACAUCCCAAUGCGGUAUCUAGACAGCCGAGAGCGCCCAAACCUGCUGGGCGUUUCGCUGGCUUUUUUCGUUUUUCUCUGUGUUUUCGUUGCGCCUUCGCAUCACUCUCCCUUCGUCGGCGUUACUGCAGACGAGAACUUUGCGUUUUGAGAAGAGUAACGCACACC